This is a messenger RNA of Colletotrichum phormii, 263 nucleotides long. RefSeq lists its product as uncharacterized. The annotation marks the transcript as partial. The transcript has a single exon. The record is from RefSeq and is a predicted model, not a curated record. NCBI's taxonomy places the organism in Eukaryota, Fungi, Ascomycota, Sordariomycetes, Glomerellales, Glomerellaceae.
UAAUGCAGAUAUAUCGUAUCCGAUGUGCCGAUUCUUCCCAGCAGUCUUGUAGUGCAAGGCAAAAGCCUGAGGGCCCCUGCUGCGGGAGCUUGGAAAGAGCGUCGACAGUCGAGCAUACCACCCACGUUGACGCAGCUGCAUGCAUUGCCCGACAUGCAGCCACGGGGAUGGACGACCUCCACCUUGUCGCCCACUUAUGCUAGUGUACGUAGAGAUCUGAGCUGGCUCUGUCGUUGAUCUUACUUGUUGGACCUCAGACACGC